Messenger RNA from Pseudomassariella vexata, 5200 nucleotides. RefSeq names its product NACHT and WD domain protein. Bases 122 to 4933 code for a protein of 1603 amino acids. NCBI's taxonomy places the organism in Eukaryota, Fungi, Ascomycota, Sordariomycetes, Amphisphaeriales, Pseudomassariaceae. The transcript is spliced from 7 exons. The record is from RefSeq and is a predicted model, not a curated record. Gene Ontology annotation, molecular function: protein binding.
GGGCGUGCGGGGUGUGCAGACCGGGGGUAGAGCCUUAUAGAAGCAAUUCCGGGCCAGGUGAGAGAUGUGGUCCGUUACUUGAACUUCAUGUACAUGGCGCCUAUGUGAAAGUGCCGAAGAAAUGGUCAUGUCCCCAAAACAUCAUCUUCCAAGCCAGCGGCUUGCGAAGAGGCCAGCGGUGGAAAGCAGCUCACUGCAUUUCGCCGACUCACAGGCUGAAACCGUCACAUCCGGUUCCUCUGAGCUUCAACAAGAUGCUAGUCGGCGCGCGAGUGAUACAUCAACUUCGUCUUCGUUUCUCCGUCGUCGAUUUAGCUCAGCAUGGGUGCAACGGCGACGUUCCGGGGACGAGGAGGGUACAAGAGGACCCCUUGGUCUUCAUUUGUUAUUCUCCUCACCAGAGCCUCUGAUCGACGUUAUAUUCGUUCAUGGACUUCGCGGUGGCUCGAUCAAAUCAUGGCGAAAGGGGACGGACCCGAGGUUCUUUUGGCCUCAAUGCUGGCUUCCGGUCGAACCAGGCUUCCGGCACGCCAAUAUUCACAGCUUUGGGUACGACUCUGACUGGGGCAGUACGAAACCCAGUAUCUUAAACGUCCACGAUUUCGGGCGUUCACUAUACGAGGAGAUGCGAGUAUCACCUCACUUGAGAGAUCGCACGACAAAUCCAAUAAUCCUGGUCGGUCAUUCGAUGGGUGGCCUUGUCAUCAAGAAGGCAUACACCUUGGCUCAUCGAGACAAAGCGAAAGACCAGUUUUCUCAGCGAAUUCGGUGCCUUUUCUUCUUGGCCACACCGCAUCGGGGGUCCGACUACGCCGCGGUCUUGAAUCAGGUGCUGAGAGUCUCAGGAAUCAUGGUGCCACGCGAAUAUAUAAACGACCUUACAAGUGGCUCUACAUCAACACAAAUUAUUAACGACGAUUUUGGGAGGUACGCUAAUGAGCUACUCGUUUAUUCAUUCUACGAAACAUUACAGACAAGCCUUGGCGGGGUCUCAUCAGUUAUGAUAGUGGAAAAAAAUUCCGCGAUUCUCGGUCCCGGUUUUAGCGGCGAGCGCGUGCAGUACCUCAGUGCAAACCAUCGAGAUAUUUGCAAGUUCGACAGUCUGGAGGAUUCAAACUACAUCACCUUGAAGAAUGCUCUUGAGACCGCUGUGCAUGACUUACUAAAGGAUGUUUUCGUAUCAAAUGAACAGAAGUUCAAAGCACAGUUGCGAGUCCUGCAGACAUUUCUAGGUGUAUCGGGGAUUCCUGAUGAGCAAUAUGAGAAACUCGAAGGGUCGUGCCGGUGGAUUGAAGACCGUGAUGACUUCAAGGAGUGGAGAGACUCUCCUGAUAGCUUUGACGAUGACCAAGUUCAGAGCCCGUUGAUAUACUGGGUCAACGCAAACCCAGGUGCAGGUAAAACUGUCCUGGCUGGCCAUGUGGUAUCACAGCUUAAAGAGUUUCGCAUGCAGCAUGCUUCAUAUUACUUCCAUUUUGGAAAGAAGGCCUCUCAAUCUCUGGCCGGGAUGUUACGGUCGAUUGCGUACCAGAUGGCCAGUGGCAAUGCAGCCAUACGGGAUGCCCUUCUCAAGAUCAACGACGAGGGGUCAUCUUUUGACCAAGACGAUGCUCGUGCGAUCUGGUCUAAGAUCUUCCGUGCCGGGCUUUUUCAGACCUCCGUAAUCACUCCCCAGUAUUGGGUUGUAGAUGCUAUCGAUGAAUGCGUCAAGUACACAGAGUUCUUCACUUUGCUCAGAAGCACCCAAACCCGGUUCCCACUUCGGAUCUUCAUCACCAGUCGGAAGGUGGCUGAGAUGCCUAGGGUAUUGAAGCAGAUGGAGGGGCUCGUAAUGUCGCUCGUCGAGAUACCAAUACCUGACACGAUGAGAGACAUUCAAUCAUAUGUGGAAGCCCGGAUGGACCUCCUCCCAAUUGACAGUGUCGAUGAGAAGAAUAGACUUUCCGGCAUGAUCCUUGGGAAGUCAGGCGCAUCUUUUCUAUGGGUUCGGCUUGUCUUGGAUGAACUCCAGGGUGUCUAUGGGUACGAAAGCAUCUUGCAGGUCCUACAGGAGAUUCCUGAAGGCAUGGUACCAUACUAUCAGAGGACAGUCGGGGAGAUGGCCGAUAACAAGCGAGAGAAGCACAUCGCUAAAGCCAUGCUCAUGUGGGUGGUCACAGCUGCUCGACCGUUAUCUAUUUCUGAGUUAUCUGAGGGACUGAAGCUUGACAUCAACGUACAUCUGCCCAGUGCAAGGUCUGCCAUUGAAGGGCUGUGUGGACAGCUUGUCACGGUUGAUGAACAAACUGGCAUGGUGCAUCUGGUGCAUUCCACCGCAAGAGAAUUUCUCUUAUCGCCUGCCGCUGGUGAAUUUUUCAUCUCAAGACCCGAGGCGCACGAAAGAAUGGCUUUGAAUUGCCUUCGGCUUCUUUCGAGUGCCGAGAUGCAGCCUCCGCGAAAUAGGAGGUUACUUGGUCAACACCGCCCUGGGCAAAUCAAGCGGCCGGAGUCGAAAUUGAUGGACUACGCAAUCAGCCAGUUCUCCGAGCAUGUGUUUGGCGCUUCGGCAGAAAAUGAUGAAGUCCUAGCUGCCCUGGACCGCUUCUUUGCCACAACGGUUCUUUCAUGGAUUGAAAAGGUUGCGACCAAGAAGGAUAUCCAUCUUUUGAUACGAGCGUCAAGGAACCUCAGGGCCUACCUCGACCGAAGUUUGAAAUAUCGCUCACCGUUAAAUCGGCAAGUCAACAAUGUCGAAAGGUGGGCCACAGACUUGAGCAGGUUGACGGCCAAGUUUAGCAGUGCUCUCAUGGCGAGCCCCCAGUCGAUUCAUUUCCUAAUACCACCGAUGUGUCCCACUGAAUCGGCAAUCUGUCGACACUUUGGGCGAUCGCCAGAUGGUCAUGGCCUGGUAUUAGCAGGUCUAAAUAACUCUCAGUGGGACGACUGCAUCGCGAAUAUUAGCUUCGACCAAGAAACAUCAGCGGCGGUAGCUUGUGGCAAUAAUCUAAUCGCUGUCGGGUUUGAGUCUGGCAGCGUCCAUUUGUAUAACCAACGCAGUUUCCAACAGGAACAAGUCAUCUACCACGAAUUUCCCGUGGACCUUAUACAUUUUGAUCCACUCGGAUCAUUUGUCGCUUCAUGCAGCACAAAGUUCGUUGCCUUGUGGGAUAUGAAGGGAAACUUACUCUGGAAGACAAGACUACGAACUCGUUGCAUUUUACUCUCCUCUUCUCCAAACUUCAUCCUUGGAGUCACACAGCAAGGCACAUCCUUUAAGUGGGACAUUGCCUCUGGUAGUCUCCUUGAGAAGCAAUCCUAUACUUAUCAGCCUCCAGACCCAGACGCAGCACUGCAGUCGGACCUUGUUAAAGCACCGUAUGCGGCUUCGGUGUCGCCUGAUCUUGAGACGCUCGCGCUUGCCUACCGAAAUGGGCCAAUAUGCAUGUUCGACUUGCAGAGUGAGGAUUUUAUUGGGUGGGUGAUGGAUGGUUACAAUCGUGCCCCUGCUCAGCUGAUGUUCAAUCCAAACCCGGAUGUUGGUCUCCUGCUUGUGGCGUACAACGAAUCACACCUCGGACUCUACGACUCUUGGUCGGGCGGCAUGAUACAUAGCUUGGAGCCUGAGAAACCUGCAGCCUUCAUAUCGGUGGCAUCUUCACCCGAUGGUCGAACUCUUGCGACUGUGGAUAUUCUUGGAAAUUUGCGCAUCUUGGAUUUCAAAUCCCUCACCAUCCUGUACCAUGUAAUGACCCACACUCCUUCAUUUCGGAUCUUGGAGUUCACAUCCGACGCAUUCAAUCUAGUCGAUGUCGUGGGUUCCGAAAUGAGAGUUUGGUCCCCAUCGGCGCUUGUGAGAAAAACAGUUGAGGAAGAAGCUAGCAUGAGCGAGCAAGCAGCCGUGCUACCGAUAGCAGAGGGCCAACAUGACCUAACGCAGUCCUCCAGGAUCAGGCAUGUCGUGGCUCAUGAGCUUUUGCCUGCGGCAUUCGCGGGAAAGCACAGCGGCGAGGUAUGGGUAUACAAUACCAAGAGCGGUCGGCAAGCCGAUGCCCGGGUUCUAUAUUCGCAUCAGCCAGGCGCCUCUAUCAAGUGUCUUGCGGUGAGCCAAGCAGACUUGAUGGCCUCGGCGGAUAUCAACGGCGUGGUCCAAGUUUGGCAGCUCUGUGUGGUGCAGCCAACGGCAAUUACGACCUCGAAGCUACGAUUCCGGGUUCAGUUAACAAGGCCAGUUCGCCAAAUACUCUUCGACAAGUCGGGGGGUUUUCUUCUCAUUUCAACCACUAACUCCGAUGCUGUAUACGCAACAGCAGAUGGGAGUCCUGUUGGUUCGAUAAAAUUCACCGCACAAGAGCGAUCGGUGUGGAAAUGGUUGCCCGGAACGGGUGCCCAAUACAACCAGUGUUUUAUUCUUAUUGUCGAUCGCAGACUGAUCAUUUACUCGGCUGAAGCCUUCCCCAACCCUAUUGAUAUAGGGACAUUGUCUCUCGACUAUCCGGUAGAAACAGGUUUUGCGGAGACUGAGAUCGAGACUGCCGCCAUGCAACCCGAGACUUCACUGUUGAUCAUCAAUAUUCGCCAACAAUGUGGGUAUAUGACAAAUUCGAUGGUUUUUCUCUUCCGGAUGCCAGCUUCGGUCCCAGUGACAAGUGAUAGCACUCUCAGCCCUAUCAUCAAACUCCCUGCUCGUUGCGAUCAUUUUAUCGGUAUCAGCAAACAGGAGAAGCGACUAUUGUUCCUCCAGCACAAGUGUUGGGUGUCAUCGAUUGAUGUGCGCAGGCCGAACCCGAGGCAGUAUUCGCGGCACUUCUUCGUACCUAAUGAGUUUACCUCGACCAGCAGCGAAGUGCUCCCCGUACGCACGGUCGAUGAUGAUAUUGUAUUCUGCUUACAUGGUAACUUGGCCUAUGUGAAGAAUGGACUAAAAUUUGAAGAGCUCAGACCGUUAGAACCUUGAACUGGGAGGGGAUGAUAUUAGUAUGGUGUUGGUGCAUUCAAGCGAAACCCUCAUAUCUUGAGAGAGCGUUGUACGAUAGAUUGACCAACUGGAGGUCGACUACGGUUGUCUGGCUGCACAAAGAGGCUUCAAGUAUAUAUCCCUAAAAACUAGUUGCAUUUAGGUAGCCUCCCAGUCAAAUUUGAUGGAAUUUCAUCGCCUGCGACCAGCUCCUCUGUUUCGAUUGGGUUCGUCCCUUGGACCAGAGCCAGGUCACAAAGGACCAAU